AUGCCUCGGGGUCAGAAGAGUAAGCUCCGUGCACGUGAGAAACGCCGCCGGGUCAGGAGUGAGACCCAAGGUCUCAGGGGUGCUCAGGCCACUUCAGCAGAGAUAAAGUCCCCUGAGUCCCCCUCUCCUGUUUCUGGGGGUACUCGGCUGAGCACCCCUGCUGCUGGCAAGCCUCAGAGAGCCCCAGCCACUGGCUCUCCUGAUGCAAGGGUUUCACGCCCAGGAUCUGAUGUAGGUGCCAAGAGCCAAGUUCAGAAAAGUAGAAAUUUCUCCCGAGCCUCAACCUCCAGUGAGAGCUCUCACACAGAUCCUCUGACCAGGAGGGUGGGGAUGUUGAUGCAAUUCCUGCUAGAGAGAUAUAAAAUGAAGGAGCCCAUCAUAAAGUCUGACAUGCUGAAGCUUGUCAACAAAAAGUAUAAGUUGCAUUUCCCUGAGAUCCUCAGGAGAGCCGCUGAGCGCAUGGAGCUGGUCUUUGGCCUUGACUUGAAGGAAGUCAAGCCAAAUGGUCACUCCUAUACCCUUGUCAGCAAGCUAGACCUCAACGAUGAUGGGACUCUGAGCGGUGGCUGGGGGCUUCCUAAGAAUGGGCUUCUGAUGCCCCUCCUGGGUGUGAUCUUCUUGAAUGGCAACCGCGCCUCUGAGGAGGAGAUCUGGGAAUUCCUGAAUAUUUUGGGCGUCUACGAUGGAAAGAAGCAUUUAAUCUUGGGGGAGCCCAGGAAGCUCAUCACUGAAGAUUUGGUGCAGGAAAAGUACCUGGAGUACCGCCAGGUGCCCAACAGUGAUCCUCCUCGCUAUGAGUUCUUAUGGGGCCCCAAAGCCCACACUGAAACCAGCAAGAUGAAAGUCCUGGAGUUUUUGGCCAAGGUCAAUGAUACAGUCCCCAGUGCCUUCCCAGUGCAUUAUGAAGAGGCUUUGAGAGAUGAGGAAGAGAGGGCCCAAGCCAAAAUGGCAGCCAGAGCCCGUGCUGCUGCCAAGGCCAGUGCGCGUUCCAAGGCCCGUGCGCGUUCCAAGGCCCGUGGGCAUUCCAAGGCCGCUGGAAUACCUCCUGCCCCUAGUGAGGUCUAA
Phacochoerus africanus (Common warthog) is the source of this 1065-nucleotide messenger RNA. RefSeq names its product melanoma-associated antigen B1-like. Gene Ontology annotation, cellular component: nucleus. The record is from RefSeq and is a predicted model, not a curated record. Gene Ontology annotation, biological process: negative regulation of transcription by RNA polymerase II. Lineage: Eukaryota; Metazoa; Chordata; Mammalia; Artiodactyla; Suidae. Bases 1 to 1065 code for a protein of 354 amino acids. The transcript has a single exon.